Molecule: messenger RNA, 2300 nt
Organism: Salvelinus fontinalis (brook trout)
Lineage: Eukaryota; Metazoa; Chordata; Actinopteri; Salmoniformes; Salmonidae
Product: retinol-binding protein 1-like
Exons: 5
Coding region: 281-1075 (264 amino acids)
Biological process (GO): fatty acid transport; NAD+ biosynthetic process
Cellular component (GO): cytosol; mitochondrion; nucleus
Molecular function (GO): nicotinate-nucleotide adenylyltransferase activity; fatty acid binding; nicotinamide-nucleotide adenylyltransferase activity
Source: RefSeq, a predicted model, not a curated record
GGUAGCUACUAGUCUCGCGUUGCCAAACCUCAAAGGUUCUCAAAAAGGCUAGGUAACGUUAGCUACUAGCUAGUGUAGCAAGAAAAGACUAGCUAGAUGUUGAAAAUAGUUUUGACUGCUAUUGUAGCUGAAUAACCAGUCGUGUUUUCGUGCAUGUGCAGUUUAAAUUAGAACAAAUUAAAACUAUCAUAGAAGUUGUACGUGAGGGGUCUUCGGUGUAGCCUUGCGAGACUAACGUUACCUUGUUCUGCGGGGGUGACCAUGGAUUGAGGGAACAAAGAUGUCUGCCCGCAUUCCGCUGGUCCUCCUGGCCUGCGGCUCCUUCAACCCCAUCACCAACCAGCACAUGCGGCUGUUCGAGCUGGCCAGGGAUCACCUGCACCAGACAGGUCAGUUUCAGGUUGUGGGCGGGAUUGUGUCUCCGGUGAGUGACGGCUAUGGCAAGCAGGGCCUGGUGUUGGCCAAGCACCGCAUCGCUAUGGCGAGGCUGGCACUGCAGAGUUCAGACUGGGUCUCCGUUGACGAUUGGGAAAGCCAGCAGCCCGACUGGACAGAGACAGUGGUCACAAUGAGGUACCAUUAUGGUCGGAUACUGAAGCAGUACCAAGAGGGCACAGGGAAGGACAGUGGUCCAACCACAAACUCCCAUCAUCUCACAAGCUCCUCUCUCAGGCUGAAGCUGCUGUGCGGAGCUGACUUCCUAGACACCUUCAAGGUGCCGGGCCUGUGGCUGGACGACCACGUGGAGGAGGUGGCGGGCCGCUUCGGCCUGGUCUGUGUCAGUCGGGGGGGCCUGGAGCCCGAGCGCGCCGUGCACGAGUCGGAGACACUGUCACGCCAUUGGCGAAACAUCUUCCUGGUGCGCGAGUGGGUCCGCAACGAGACCAGCGCCACGGAGGUCCGGCGGGCCUUGAGACGAGGCCUCAGCGUCAAAUACCUCCUCCCAGAUUCUGUCAUCAAGUAUAUCCACCAGCACAACCUCUAUACCGGGGAUAGUGAGCUGAAGAAUAAGGAUGUGCUAUUGAGGCCGCUUACCAAGCAGACAGAGAUGCCUGUGAAUAAUCUGGAUGAUUGACUGAGAGACUGCCAUUGACCUUCAUUGAUGGAAGCAAGCAUAUGAUGUGCCAAUAGCAGAUACAUCUACUGACUUUCCAAGAACAGGCCAUGUGGCCCAUAACUAGUUCACUUCUGUCAUCUCAGUUGAAUAUGUGGCACACCACACGCACAAUGUUUUGCCAUCAGUGGUUGCCUUUUUUAUAUGCAGAUUUUAUACACAUUUGUUAAUGUUGGCAAACUUGAUGUAACAGCAAAGACAUUUGUGCAGCAGUGCAGAUGACUAGAGAGACCAGAUGAGAAUUGUGAUUGACGUGGUGGAUUGUAGUAAACUGGACUAGUUUAGGAUGCUCCUAAACUAUUGCUGACAUGUAAUCUGUUUUGGAAGAGAUGACAUCAUCACCCCCAACAGCCCACAGACACAGUCCGGGUAUGUGCUGGCUGGCUAGUCUACAUGAUCAGAUUAUUAUAGAUAAGAGCGAGAAUAUUUUAAUUUGUCAAAAGGCAGUCAAGCAUCAUGACACCAGAAUAAUAUCCUCGAUAUUUAUUGGAAAUGACCAUCAAGCUCAUCACCGUGCACUUUCAACACCCUGUGAAGCUCAUCAUAACUGUAGCCUAAUAAUCUGUAUGCUUUCUUGAGUCGUAGUGGGGGGACCACACACCACUCCAAGUUUACCCCGAUAUGAUGAUAUCACUAUUUGCACAUAAAGGCAUUUAAGUGUAAGUUUAUUUUAUUUUUACAGGGACAGUGCACAUUAAUCAACGUUUCAGUAAAAGUGCCGGUUUUGCCAGCCGGCUAAUUUUCAACUGCAGUCCCUGGGCAGAUUAUUAAAAACAAUUACAAUAUAGACAAUCAUUGAGCAGUGAGCACACGCAGAGCAACAUAGGACAAGCAAGACAUAGCAUACAGACGAGCAACAUAGGACAAGCAAGACGUAGCAUACAGACAGAGCAACAUAGAACAAAAAGCAGCAAGACAAAAUUCAUAAAAGCAACAAAGUGUUUCCACACCUCACAAGCUACAGACAACAGUCAACAUGGAAAGCGGCAAUACAAAGCUAGGGAUUAUGUUCACAAAUCUGAUUGACCUUUAGCCAUGUCUACAUGCAUUUUGUGAAAGUGUGAUAUGUUUGAUAUUUCCUCCACAUUCCUUGCGUAAUUAAUUUUGCGGAUACAAAAAGAUCCCACCCACCAUGUCGAAUGAACAAACUAUUUGUCGGUAUUAAUAAAAUGGUACCGAAACGUUC